AUGACUGAUUUCAAGCUCAGGAAGAUUCGACAAGCAUUGUUCGACCCCCAUCAUGCAUUGGAAUGGAGUCCACCUUCUGUGGGCUGGAUGAAAUGUAAUAUGGACGCGGCCUUUAAUAAAAACAACGACACUACUAAUAGAGGGUGGUGUGUGCGUAACCACCUUAGCCAUUUUAUUUAUGCAGGUGUUGCUUGGGAUCCAAGAACUCUUCCCGUCUUUGAAGCUGAAGCCUUGGCACUUAAAGAGGCUAUUCUUGGAGCUAUAUCUUCGCACUUGGAGUUUAUGACUUUUGAAAGUGAUUCCCAAAUAGUGACACAAGAUAUCCAGUCUAAUAGGAAGGAUGACUUCAAUUUAGUCUUAUUAUUGAGUUCAUUGGUAGUUUAUUGUAUUCCUUUCCAAACUUUGAGGUGA
Messenger RNA from Vicia villosa (hairy vetch), 411 nucleotides. RefSeq lists its product as uncharacterized. Gene Ontology annotation, molecular function: nucleic acid binding; RNA-DNA hybrid ribonuclease activity. The record is from RefSeq and is a predicted model, not a curated record. NCBI's taxonomy places the organism in Eukaryota, Viridiplantae, Streptophyta, Magnoliopsida, Fabales, Fabaceae. Bases 1 to 411 code for a protein of 136 amino acids. The transcript has a single exon.